ACAUCACACGCUCUGUUUCACCUGUUCUUGUUCUCUGUGUGAGCAAUGUUGUGGCAAACGUUUUUUUACUCUGUUCUCUUACUAUCUCUGCUAUUCAGGUGUGCCGGAGAUGAAUCUUUACCUGAAGUAACUGAUUCUGAAGAAGCUCCAAUGGACAAAAGAGAACGAGAAGCCUUGUACUCUGCGAUUCAAGGAUUUGUUGGUCAUUCUUGGAACGGAUCUGCUCUCUAUCCUGAUCCUUGUGGUUGGACUCCAAUUCAGGGUGUUUCAUGUGACAUCUACAAUGACUUGUGGUACGUCACAGAUAUGAGUUUAGGGCCUGUUUAUGAAAACUCUCUUGCUUGCUCCUCAAGUCUUCAGAUAAGGCCAGCGUUAUUUGAGCUCAAGCACUUAAGAUCUCUCUCCUUCUUCAACUGCUUUAUCUCUCCCAUGGUGAUAGCUAAUAAGGGCUGGUUAAACUUCGCAUCCAACUUAGAAUCACUCGAGUUUAGAUCCAAUCCCGGUCUCAUAGGGAAGCUUCCUGAUACAAUUGGCAAUCUCACACAGCUGAAGUCUUUAGUGGUUCUUGAAAAUAGGUUCAAUGGAGAACUACCGGCGAGUAUCUGCAACUUGAAGAGUCUCAAGCGGCUUGUUUUCUCAGGAAACUCAUUCGGGGGAAUGAUACCAAACUGUUUCAAUGGGUUACAAGACCUCUUGAUCUUGGAUUUGAGCCGCAACUCUUUAUCAGGGACAUUGCCUUCAUCUGUUGGAGAUUUGGUUUCAUUGCUCAAGCUUGACCUAAGCAAUAACCUCUUACAAGGGAAGUUACCUCAAGAAAUUGGUUUUUUGAAGAACCUGACACUUUUGGAUCUGAGGAAGAACAGAAUCUCUGGUGGGCUGUCCGAUAACAUUGAAAACAUUCAAUCUCUUACAGAUUUGGUGCUAUCAGACAAUCCAAUGGGUGAAGAGGAUCUAAUGGGAGUAAAGUGGGAAAAGAUGAACAAUUUGGUGGUUUUGGAUUUAUCCAAAAUGGGUUUGAGAGGUGAGAUUCCCACUGCUCUAACCAACAUGAAAAACUUGAGGUUUCUUGGUCUGAACAACAACAAUCUAACCGGUUAUGUUCCGUCUAAGAAGCUUGAGGCUUUGCCUUGUCUUGGUGCUUUAUACAUCAAUGGAAACAACUUAACAGGUGAGCUUAGAUUCUCUAACAAUUUCUAUGAGAAGAUGGGAAGAAGAUUCAAAGCUUCAAGGAAUCCAAACCUUUGCCAACCAUUGGAGAUGGUGAGCUCACAAUCUCAUAGACAUGUGCUUCCUCUUGGGGUGAAGCCAUGCACUUAGACUAAGGAAGUGGAGAGGAGUUGAAGUGAUCAUCACCAAGCUAUCUAUUUUAUUUUUCAUUUUGGUAUAUAUGUAAGAAUAUUUAAUCUCGUCGAAAAUUUCUAUUAUUGUACUACAUGGCCCAUAAAUGAAUAUGAUGACAAUU
Messenger RNA from Capsella rubella, 1462 nucleotides. RefSeq names its product piriformospora indica-insensitive protein 2. NCBI's taxonomy places the organism in Eukaryota, Viridiplantae, Streptophyta, Magnoliopsida, Brassicales, Brassicaceae. Gene Ontology annotation, molecular function: protein binding. The transcript is spliced from 2 exons. The coding region runs from base 46 to 1317 and encodes 423 amino acids. The record is from RefSeq and is a predicted model, not a curated record.